CUCUUAUUCAAUCAGCCUUCCUGGUAGGAAAGUUGACCCCCUUCGUCUAUUGAUACUACCCAGUAGUACAUACAUAGCUAUUUCAGAAGCAUAUUGCCAUACGUCUCAUCGUUGAGGAAAUAUUAAAGAUGGCGUCAAACACAGCAACUUAUUACCAUCGCCGCUCCACUUCUACUUCUUCCUCAUUGUCCAUGAGUCUAUCGGAUCGUCUAGAUCAGGUACGAGGCCAGAAUAACAACCACAACGCUGAUCAAGGUCUGACCUGCCCUGGUUGUGCGGGGAGGUUUGUUAGCGGGGCAUCAUGGAUGCAGCACGUCCAAAGAAACCGUUGCUCCCGUAUAGACCCAUCGGAUAUCUCUACUGGAUUUGAUGAUGCUAUAGAGGCAUCGGUGAAUCAUCUGCGCGAACUUAUCCUAAGUUACGAUGGAAAACCGGAGUUCCUUGUGCCAUCACACAUCACUGAUGUUUGGGGAAAUGGCUCAAAAGAUGAGGCCGGCGUCUAUCCAUUUGCUUUCAGUCAAUAUGCAGAGUCUCUCCAGCUACUCACGAACGAAGAGUACGCUUGUGGCGAUUCCAAGGUGCCCGAUCUCCUAACGGGACAGACUGCUCGCGCUCUUGACCAGCCCCCGGACAACGCUUCGGCUCAGAAGAAUAUCACUGCGGAGGGGCACAGCUGCGAUCCCAAUGACCCUACCUUCAACGUGGCCGCAUUCAAGGUUGAGCUAUUAGAUGUGUACAAGUGUCCCUAUAAAAAUUGCAAUUCUAAAUACAAGUAUGGUAAAGGUUUGAUCGCUCACCUAAAAUCUACGACCCACACUACACCAAAGUUUAGAUGCCCGGGAUGCCAAGGUCAAUUUAAGUCCGCUAUUUCCUGGGUCCAGCAUGCAGAAACUGUCAGCAGCGAGAAUUGCACCAUUCGACGAACGCCCUUUUACGAAGCGGUAUUGAAGCAGAUGACUGCUGGUGCCUUGACUGUUGGCAGCUUUGACACCCUGACCAUGACGGUCAAAGUCAAAAUCGACGAAACUUGGGCGGAGUCUAAUCUCUCCCGCAUGUCAAGUCUGCUAGAUUCGGAUGAGCCAGACCGUGCUUGGUACUGUUCACCCCAGAAAGAAGAUGGGCUAUUCUAAUGUCGACGAUGCCAUGAAGAAUGUAGGGCUUCUAGAAGAAUCAGAAGUCACAAGGCCCAGACGAAUUAUGCAAUGACUGCAAAGUUUAAUGAGGCCGUUUACUACUCAAAUUUGAAAGGAACUGUCAUUAGAUGACAUUUGGCCAGAUCUCCGGGCAAUAUGAUGGUUGCCCUUACACAAUCAAAACUCUUGGCUUUGCCUACCAACGCAUCUAAUCUGCACCGAC
Hypoxylon fragiforme is the source of this 1356-nucleotide messenger RNA. RefSeq lists its product as uncharacterized. The transcript is spliced from 3 exons. NCBI's taxonomy places the organism in Eukaryota, Fungi, Ascomycota, Sordariomycetes, Xylariales, Hypoxylaceae. The coding region runs from base 129 to 1130 and encodes 333 amino acids. The record is from RefSeq and is a predicted model, not a curated record.